AUGGCACUUGCUCUCCAGAUUUCAAAACAUUUGAUCAGGAAAGGAGCGUUCUCGGGCCUUACCCAGCUUAAUGCCUGCAGAACUUUGGUCUGCUCUUCAAAUAACCUGGCUAAACUUGGAACCGGUAUGUUUAAUGGUCACUUCGUUACACUGUCCGAUUACUGAUGCAAGACGAACACGUAAGCUACUGGUUAAGAUGGAAACUUGCCUAGGUCUAUUUUACAGUAGGCAUUUUUCGAAAAGCAGAUGACUUGCAAUUUUUUGCGCCUUUGCUGAGUUCUAGCGGCUAAUGGCCGAUAUUGUUUGUUCUGUACAGUUUUCUGUUCUGUAUGCUCUUUUAUCGGAGCUCUAAGACUCCGUAUCUUCUUAUUACCUUUUUAAUGUACGUCAUCCGGGGUCUUAGCCAUGUUUUCGUCAGUGAAGUUCAGGGAUUUAAUCUUUAUAUGUUACGCUUUCGUCUCCCCCGACCACUGUUAUCGGUACCUGCAUUUCCAUAGCUCCACAGCCAAAUUUGAAUGGCAUGAUGCUUCCCUCGACCCACUGGACAAUCGAGAGGGUUGUUGCUAUCUCAAUGCUCCCAAUGUACCCGAUCGCCCUCAUUUACGAACCCCUGGGGAUGGAGUACGUUGUUGCUGCGGCAGUUUCCCUUCAUGCCUACUGGUGGGUCUCGUCCCUCUUCUUGUCCGCCGAUUUCUUUAUUGGCAAAUCGUCAUGUUUUCUAGUUUGUUUUGAUGCCCGGCCCUCUGACAAAUUGAUUAGGCUACUGUAUGCUAUCAUGCCGGGCAGGCCCCAAGGGUCAUUACGACCUCCCUACACGAGUCGUUCGAAAGUCUGACUGGAUGGCCUGUGGCCACCAUAUGACUGAAAGACGAUUGAUCUGGCCUAGCCACCCCUUUUUAGCAUCUAGCGGUACUGAGAACGACGAAAGCACCUCUCAUUUCCUUUUUCUCAUGUACACCUCAGAUGCUUUCACAAGACCCCCCACAAUUUUAAUCAUCGUAGUUGGUGAGGAGGCAUGAAAUCGGUUGCCUACUUUGGACGGCCAGUGGCAUACCUCUCGGCUUGCAGUUUUUAAGUUGUGGCGAGCUGCCUAGCAUGCCCUUGUGAACUCCUCAUCCCAUUGGGCAGAUAAGCGACUAGGACGAAAGUGAAUUGCACGGAGGGUGUUUGCGGUAUGGCGACAAAGGUGGCAACCUUGACGUUCAUUGGGGAUUUGAUGUAUGAUGCUUGGCGUAAUCUGUGUUUGCUGGUCAGCUCUCGCCAUUUACUCAUACAGCAAAUUGCACUAAAUCAACUAUGACUUAUACUAACUGCAGGUGAAAUCGGCGUGCCAAGGUCCGCAAUAACGUGAUACAUUAGCAGAGCGGUGCGACGGGGAUGAGGGCCGUCCGAUAACAUCCUAAGAAGUAAACGAUGAGGAACCGAGGUGUUAACAAAGCAUUCGACCUCUGAUUCAUCCCUAUUGCUGCAGAUGAUACGGUCAGUAAUUAGAGCGGCCAAGGCCUUGUUGCCCAGUGUGCAUUGAUGGACCGAACGCUGCUACAGAAGGGGAGAAGUAGAAGCUAGGCCUGCCUACCCUCUGGCAUUUUCCUCUCGCCUGUUCACUUAACCACAGAUUAUUCGGCUUUACCUAUUUUCUUUUUAUCUCACACCGACGGGUGAUUGCCUAAGCCAGUUAUUCGCCCGAAUAGUGCGCAUGUGUAGGGUACGAAAGGGCUUCUGUUGUUAACUCUCCAUUUUGUAUUUUCUUGUCGCGCAGUUACUGUUGCUUUAUUUUUUAGGGGUUUCGGUGGUGUGAUUCGUGACUAUGUCAUGGAGCGGAGGUACGGCCCCAAACUCCAGCCCAUCCUCAUGGUAAUCUGGAAAGUCUUCUGCGCCGCUGGCUUCGCCGGCUUCUGCUAUUUCAACUAUUACGACAUGGGCGUAAUCAAAGGAGUCAAGAAACUGUGGCAUUUUUGAGCUGUUACUGUGGCACCCAAGUUGCGACAGUAUAAUAACGUCCCAAAGAGUUUCCUGUGCGGUUGUAGUUUAAUAUUUUAUGCCAUACUUGCUGCUCGUUUGCGCCUACUAGUUAUUUCUUCGUUUGUAAUCUCAAAAGUUGUACCAUUUAAAAUCUACACGGUGUUACCACUUAACUUUUAUUUUAAAAUUGUCCAGCUGAUUCGUUUUCGUCGCGGGCUUGAACGCAAAUGACCAUAUUUCCGUUAUCUGAAAAAGGAUAAAGACUUGAUUAAGCUGCAUUCGAAUUAGCCUAGAUAAAUUGCAGUUCUCGAUUUCACAUUAUGACCUGUUUUUUAUGCUCAAAAGUAUCCAACAGGACAUCCAAGAUGUAUCUCAAGGCCUCCGUAGUCGUUUGCGGCCUGUUUUCUUUGCAUAUGGGUGCGCUUUGGUGGCGUUAUGCUCAUUUUGCCUGAGAAAUCGCUUCAAGAUAGAUGUCGGUUUCUAUAGUCCGACUGACUUUAAGGAUCCCUAGGUAGUUUUAGAUGCAGCUUUCUAGUGCUUUGCCCUUCUAAUUUGCUUUAACUACUUAGUAGGUUGUCUUUUGUCACUGGGAGGUGGUAGGUGGUUUGGUCUGUUCGGCGUCGGCCUGCAUUGGCUCGUUCUUUUUCCGCUCCUGCUGUCAUCCUAUUCUUGUGUCUGACCGUUUGCUAGGCCGUUUGACCUUUGAUAUAUUUUUGUUCGCUAGACCGCCACUUAUCUCGUUUGCCUGUGCUGACUCACUACAACGAUGUCCUUUAGCCACGUCAACCGAAGCGUGACAAUCAAGCAUGGGUUCUCAAGUCGAUACCUUAGGGUCUUUUCGCAUUUUGUAGAGGAAUGCGUGGAAACGAGUUUGGACGUAGUGAGGAGUGCGCUUGUCAGUUGAAGAGCCCCAUGACAGUACCAACGACCGAGUGCGUUUGUCGGCAGUUCUUGUCUUUGGAAGACAUUUUGCAUGCAUCGUCUCACGCCUCAACAAACUGUUCUGAGGUGUUUCUCUGGACCCCGUCUUGCCAGCACGCCUAUGAGGGACACUGGGUAAAAUCCGCUGGCAGACCACAACUGUAUGCAAGGGCUUGUUCAGGGCACUAUGAAGUUUCCUGGUUUUUGCCAAGAAAUUUGUGCAGGUCAGCGGGUUGAUUAGCUGUUCGAAUCGACCGAGAUGAUUGCAGGUUUUUGGUAUUCUGCAGACUCAUCUCUUUGAUACGGGCACCUGGGUAGAAAUUUUCGUCCCCUCCCAUACCUCGGAAAAAGUUUCUGACCACAAUUUAUGCAGAGCAAUACUAGUCAGAAUCCUUUGACCCUGCCGUCAAUGGACUGUAUGGUUGGGUGUUGAUACCCUGCCAUUGUCUUGGAGGGUGAGGCAUAUGUUUGUCGGCCUCAGCUACGGCACACGAUCGGAUAGCAAUAUCGGAAUGGUCUUCAGCGCAGUUUAGCACAUAGCGAUUAAACAACCUAGACGCCAAGCACCACGCGAAGUGCUGCUUCCAUGCAGCAGACCGGUCUGGCAAAACUGUAUUGGGGUAGAGCCCGUAGACACUGCCGCAUAAUAAUUGCGAACCGCCAUUAGGUUGGCUGUUUGUCCCUCCGUAUUCCAGGCCGAGUGAAGCCUCGGGUGCCGAGCUAGAACUGAUGAGACAAACUCAAGUCCUCUGGCACUCACGCCUCAGUCGCUGAUCUUAAUUCACCGUGUCCGCAGCAAGAGGUACGCUCAAACAUCUGGUAGUUGGUCGGUUAACAAUUACGCAAACUCGAAGGAACAGAAUACUAUACACUGGGGUGUGAGGACUUGAGCAGUAGCAUAGUACUUAAACAUGAUCAUGGGAAUAGUGCAGCGCAGACGUCUCCUGCUUGGCAAGUCAUGGGUCGCGCGGCGUCAAGGCACCGGUUAAUGAGAACCGGCAAUGUCAAGCCGUGUGUCGUAGUUCUGAGCGACCGGGCUGAUGCUUCGCUUCGUGCCACACGAGGGAUGGGCCAUUAACCCCGCCGGUCCUUGAGCCACCCUCGCCUCCCUCCCCUAUAACAGUUCAACUGCCGUUAUCGACGAUGUCAAUAAUGUACCUCAAAACAGGGUGGGCUUUGGGAUGGCGACCUGCGCGUGAGUUAGUCUAACGAUAGUCGACUUUCAGAGCGCCUACCGCACUCUUCCCUCACCCACCUGAACCUGGUGUCAAGACGAGUCAAGAAGGCCAGAGGCGGAGUUGACCACCGUGGCUGACAGUGCAGAACGGCCUGUUUGUGCCAGCUGCACGACCUGACCCCUGCAUAACACGCAAGGCCUUAACACAAAGGGAGAGGGCUGGUCUGGUCUCACAUGCGCUAGUGCCGUAGAAGUCACAUGCAGAGGCCGAUAAACGUGUCUCCACUUACGUGAGGGAUGCCUAUUCCGCACUUGUGGUGGGUGAUAAAGAGUAGGGUAUUGUGUAGUGUAUGCGGUAAGGGCGUUUAGGUCGGUGAUGGGUUACCUCAGAGUCUCAUGGAGGCCCAUGUGACCGAAUAGGCCCAUGCAGGAACUAAGUGUGCGUGGGUAGUGCGGACAGUUGGGGCUACGACGGCGGGUGUGUUGAUGCCCCUGGCUCUGGUUAGCCAGUGUACGACGGAUUCGCGAGUGACCGACCAGGCCGAUGGGCGAUGUGAUCGCAACGGGAGCUGCCUCCUGUCGAGUCAGCAUUGCUGUCAGUAAUGGCUGUCGGCACGUCGGUGGUGGGAGUGGGAGGGGUGACACUCACUGACGUCGCGCGAGUUGCGGCAGGUAUGAUGGAGAUGGUGGUUGACGACGGUAACCGGACAUUAGGAGUGCGAUCGUCGAUGGUGAUCCCCUGGGUAGGUGGAGUUGGUGCAGCUGUGUGGAUGGAGGCGUUUGUGGAGGCAGCAGGUAAAGUUGGGUUGUCGCUUUAGGCUCGUAGAUGUACAACAAGUCCGAUACGCUCGAGGAAUGUUUUUUGACAAUGUGGACUUGGAAUGGAUUGGCGUUGCGGGUCAGAAGUACUUGAUACCUAGGAGCCACCCUUUCGGCUUUGUUAGCAGUGGCCCGGUUAGCUUCGUAGAUAUCCACCGCUCUCUCCUAGGCCGUUAAAUCCUUAAGAGUCCCCCCCCCCCCAGGUCUCGGGGUUUAUUUGCAAUUACCAAAGAGAGGUUUUCAAGGUGUCCUUGUAGCGUCGUCUUUGCCUAUUUUGUCGGCGACCACACGUUGAGGCAUCCCCAUAGAAGUAUCGUUUGGGUGACGACAGUUCGACCGUCGAUUUCGACGAUGUCCACCGUGUGCCCCACAGCUGCAGCAGCGGUGGGAGCAGGGACGCUGACUUGCGCAGGGGUUUAUAGUGCCGGUAGACUUGCGCUGCAUCUACCUACACUCUCUCCUCCUCCCCCGCCUGGACCCGGUGUCAAGACAGAGUCAAGAAGACCGGAGACGAGCGAGGCCGCAGGUGGAUGGUUCGGACGGAUCCUCACCUUGGCGUUCCACCACACCCCCUGGUCCACACAACAAUAACCAGGAUUUCAACCAACACCACAGAGAUUUGGAGGCUGGCACGGCCGAAGCCGCACCUGGGCGUGCCGCCAACGCCUGGCUCGGAUCCCACACUGUGGUGGGAAUGGGGUGUAGGGGUGUCAGCGGUGGGUUCACGUGAAGGUCGUAGUGGUCGCUCACUUGCUUGCAGGUGAGACUACGCCUAGCGUCCACUUGCUGGCACUCAACUCUCACCUGUGGCUCCACGUAGCUGGGCUCUGCUCNUCCCUCACUCUCUACCUCCUAACACCAUCACCCAAUCAGACAUCAACCCCCACUCACCUCAUGCACUCAGCUGCCGCCUCCCACGCAAGUGGGAAGUGUGCAUCUCGACCCGGUCCCCAUGCGGCCUCGGCUGUACGGGUGACUUGUGUCCGAGACUAUCCCGACACUUCAAGUGUCGUGGAUAGGAAGGUUGCUGAUUGAGGCCCGCUCUCGGCUCACGCAGUCCGUCACGUUGUGUGUGUGUGUUGUGUGGAGUGGCGGACUGGUGGGCUGAGGACGGGCUGCAACAGCACCUUCCACGGCCCUCUCACGCAAGUGAGAGACACGCCGUUCAACCCCCGUUGUGUGAAAUCCUGGUGUUUGUGUGUGUAUGGGGGGCCAGGUCGUGCUGUGGCGCGCGCAGUCAUGGUCAGUCGACCAUGUCAGCCACCGCGCCCAUUCCCCACUCCAGUCUACUGACCGGCUCGGACAGUGGUUGGGGUGUGGGAAUGGGAAGGGAGAGUGAGGUCGACGACUCAGCGCAUUUUCCUCACUAUAAUCAAUCUGACGCGCUUGAAGCUAUCACGGUGCGCUAAAAGCCGUGGCUUGGAAGGUUGCCAACUGACGGGAUACCUUGGACCUCCUCCUUAACGGGAGGCGGUCUGAGAGUCAGGCUGCAAUGGCUCCAAUCGUUUGGGUAGGUGCUCCGUAGCUAUCAUCGCCAGGCGGCCGCUCCAGCGCAAUAGCACCAGCAUGGCGUAAAUGGUGGUGCGCUCGAGGACUUCUAUGCCUGGAAUUCUGUCUUGUUACUUCGACAUCAGAGUAUUCUUCGCAGACAGCGGGCCGUGGUGAUGAUGAUGAUGAUGAUGAUGAUGAUGAUGAUGAUGAUGAUGAUGAUGAUGAUCCAGUAGUUUCCGGUUGCAGAAGGUUUCUUUGUCGUGAUAAAAUUGCAGUAGAUUCCAGUGAAUUGCGUAUGGCCAACCACAUCUAUGUGUCUGGACGCCGUGGCGCAUUGUAAGCCGAUGAGACUUGUGUCGGAAUUACAGGUACCGGUUUGCUGGUUCUGUACGAUUUAGUAGUAAGUGGCCUGCCAGACCUAUGCGUGAUGGUAAAAUGCGAUUUCCAUGCUGAGAGGUUAGAACUGAGUCGACGGCGGUAGGGACAGUGAUUGGUGUUUUGAAGGUCGAUAGUGGUGCCUUCAUUGCUGUCGCUAGUGGUGACGGCAGCGAUUUUAUGUUUCUGGAUGGGGGGCGUUAGUCGUUUUAACAUUGUACUGGGUUCGCAAAGAUUCCGGUUGGUGCCUAGAAUCUCCGUUAGCAGUGUGGACACAGUGGGGGAGAAUUGAAUACUGACGUCUUCGGUCCGUCGUAGUGUCCUUUGCUGUCAUGCCGCUUAAUUUCACUUUACGCGGUAGAAACUCGAACAGAAAGAACCACUUAAUUGAAGUGGGUAAGGCACACGACCACAAACCUCUUGCAGACAGCGGAGUUCGAGGAUGCACCGCAAUGCAAAUACUUGGUUGAUGCAUCCACACCUCAUUCCGGGUUGGUUUGGAUCGACUUCCGUCUUUGAACCACAAGCAGUCUGAAACCGUCUGAGGAUGGUGACGAGGACGUUUGCUGGGAUGUUCAUGAGACUAUUACUACCAGCUGUAGAGAUCCUCGCUGUGAUGUGCAUUUGCGUGCCUACAAAGCGCUAAACGAGGACUGCCUCCAGGUGGUAAUCUACCGGUAUCAAACAGUCCAAGCAGUUCUUUCCGUUCCACUUUUCCGUCUCUAUCCGACGUUCGGAUGACCUACACAGAUUUCGGCUGACCGGAAUAUAUGUUGGUCAGCAUGGCUCACUGAACCGAAACCCACGAGCACCAAUUCUCUCGUCUGUCCCGUGGGUUUUACCUUUAACCCGGCUCAUUAGAUUCCCUGUCUUCGGUCAUUCUGCAUGAUGACGUUACGACGGUUACUUCGAUUUAUUCCGGCCCAUCAUGGCAGAACAAGGACCGAAGUCCGUGUGAGUAGUGAAGAGAGGAAUUUCCUGCGCACCAGAUUUAGCAUCCGUCAUAACCAUGUUCUCUUAACUACUGUCUUCAGAUACGCGGCGAACUGUGUUCUGCAGCGCGCGCUGGCAAAUCACCUCGGUUACACCGAAUCGUAGUUUGUGAAUCACGGCCCCGGACUUACACUGGGGACGCCGGCUUGCUGGCAGUUCCUUUGCGGGUGCGUGGAGUGCGGUGUCCAAGGUCGGUGCGAACUCUGUACUUAGACACGAGGACGACAACCUAAAUUUCUUUGUUGGAGGUGCCGUCCCAGUCACAAUAAACGCUGAGAGUUUUGACCUAAAGGACUGAUUCUGUUACUCUGCAUAGAAAUCUCUGCCAAACGACCAAGGUAAGAACUAAAUAGAUCAGCGCAUCCGGUCCGAACUCGAACUUCGACGUCUUGAAAACCUCCGGAGUCGAUGUGACGUAAGCGUGGGCACCAAGCUGCAAGUAUUCGAGGUCGCCACCAAGAAAAUUCUUAUGUACGGGUGAGACAGUCUACUUGAUUAGAAGACCUCCACCUCCCGAUAAUAUUCGAUCGACAGUGCCUACAUUUAUUUCCUUGAACUGACCUCGAAUCGCGUCUAUAACCUGCGGCCAGGAAUCCAGCAUGUCAACUACGGCACCGUUUCUCGCAAACUAGAAUGGUUUGCUCUUGUGUCGUGCCAAACGGAGGAUGAGGUCCUUCAGAAUGUCAUCUUCCCAGAAACCUGCCGCGAAUGUCGACGGCGUCCUGAUGGUCAACCGGAGACAUGGCCGGAUGUGGUUAGGGCUGUCCUUUCGCGUGUCUCCAGCCCUGUGGUUUUCGUUCUGCCGGGUUGGUGUGUCAGCCGACCCUGAAGUCUACUCCCAGCGGACAGCACCGUGGAAGGGUCAGUAAUGACGGUCAUGACGAAUGCUUUCCAACGUGAGCAUUCUCGUCGAAUUCUCCUAAGGUCGGCACUUAUACUUCAAUCAUUCAGCUUCUAUCCAAGCCACCUUUAUUUUUCUGCUCCUUCGCUAGCACCAAUACAUAAGAAUGCUCUGUCGCCGCUAUUGGUUUGGUCAGAUUCUGGUCAAUGAGUCAUCGCCCAACAGCAUAAUUGGAAUAGUGCAUAUCUGACAGAAGCUUAGUACCACCAAAUAAGGUUGCGAAUAGUCUCCGUAUAUAAUCAUUAGAGGACUAACUACUGCUGUUGUUUAGUUCUACAACAUCUCUAUGCUGUUUACAAGCGGAAAAAUGAAAUAUUCCGCACUUACCUGGUAGGACCAUAAUUUCGUUGAGACGUGUCCUUAUUCGAAGAACGAUCAAAUCGUCCUCUGGGUCAAGGUCUCGGAUAACGUGCUGUGUGAUGGCCCUCAGCUCCUCAGUGUGACGAGUAUACUGCAGCGAUGUGGAGUUGUCCAUAUUUGAACGUACAGGGUUACCCUCCGAAUUUAUUAAGACCAGCCCCUGGACAUUCUUGUGAUUCUGUAUUCUCUCGAUUCUCAGCAACAUAUCGGCGUUGGCGUCUGGGGUCCCGCUGUUGGUGGUCAUUUUCUAAGAGGCUACUUGUUCCGGAGUAGGUGGCAUGCGUGGCUCACCCCCUCCAGAUAUAUCGAUUAACUUAUUUGAAAUGAUAAAAGCCGAUUCGCUCUCGGACGACAGGCGUUCGAUGCCGUGGGACGUAGCCGGCGGCGUAUCAGUACCAGAAUGUAGUCAAAGUUCUCUGAUCCAAGGAUAUUGUCUACAGUGUAUCUCAUUGAUUUGCGUCGACUAUCAGCUUUCGAUGCCGAAACACCAUCCUCCCUUUUUCACAAUACUGACCAUCAUAGUUUUUACAAAUCUUGCUCGCGUGCAAGUUACGUUUACUCUGCAGUUCCCGCUUAAUUUCCACAACGUUGGCAUCAUUAUGUCCAUUGCGCGGAUCAAAUUCAAAAAUAGGAUGCGUUUGUCAUAUCCAUGUGACGUGUGAUAGCACCUUACGUCACCAGUCUUAUCGGUUUGCCAGAUUUCUCGGGUCCGCGUUAUGGUUGCGGGUCUUUUGAAACAAGACCUAGACAGGGGGGGGGAAAGAAUUCGACGCACGAGAUAUACAUCCCGGCACCAUCCCCCAGGAAUUGGACUUUCGGUUCGCGAAGUACCUUAAGUCAUCAGCACCGCACAGGUUUGGAUGACAGAUUGGACAUGCGGUUCUGGCAUCAGUGUCGAUGCAGUUGUCUGCAGCUUCCUCCUUUUCCUGCCUACUUCAUUACCGUCUCUGCACCCGAUUAUAUAGGACAAAACGGGAUGUUAUUCGUUAGACAAACGAUAUUUUGGAUGUUUCACAAGACUGUAAAGUUCAGCUUUUGAUCUCUUGACUAUUAUUGUCCCAUGUGGGUGAGGCAGAACGGACCUGUCAAAUAAAUCUUUUACGAUAAGUAAGAGCCCUCCAGACCCCAAAAUGCUCUUAUUUCGGUCGACAUACUUCUUCAACUCCAUCCCCUAAUAGAUUUUCUAAAAUAUAAACAUUGAAGAGUUUUUCCUGCCCUGAGUAAAUUAUGUGUGGUCGUUGGAGGGAAUGCGCUUUGAUGAACCAAAUCCUAUUCGAACUGAUGUUUCGCGAACUUUCUCGUUUCCAUCAUAAAAGUAGCGCACUUGUUGCUCUUUCUGGUCUUGAUUUAUUCAGCCCUGCUCUUUGCCUCCUAUUAUGGCUGUACUCGAUGCACGAACUUUGACCUGCCCGUUUGCUGCUGACUAGCUUUGACCUUCCUGAGGCUGACCACUGGCGGGCACGCGUGGCCUUUGUCCCCCUUAGGGUCGGCGUAGUUGUGGCCAAGUCAGAGUGCCUGUCGGUGAACCGAUCAGUCGUUGCUGUUCGUGUAGGUUGUUUUCAGCCUCGCGGGCUCACCGGUGAGGCAGUGUUCGAUGUUGGGCACGUGACCUCCGGCCGUCAUCCCCCCUCUUCCGUGAGCGUCGGUUCUCGGUUCCGCGUGGUCGCCUGUCCUAUUGGUCCUGUCCGAACUGGUUCGAGCCCUGUACGUAACGGCUGGUAGGGGGGAUGCAGGUCUGUAGCCUGCUUGAUAGUUCCAGCCGAGGACCAACUUUCGAGCACCAAUCUGGUGGUCUUCUCACUGGCACAGUCAAUCAGCCUCGCUGUCUCAAAACCCUAAACUGUUGUUCAUCUGCAGUAUUUGGCCAUAGACCAAGGAAAGCUUGUCCUUCCGGUCGAUUGCAAGUUGGUGUUCGUGCAGUCUUGUGUCAAGGCGUUUACCCAUGUCGCCAACAUACCUCGCAUCGCAAUUUUGGCAUGACAUGCUGUAGACCACUGUGAUAAUUCUAUUACUGGUAGCGGGUCUUUCGGCCUCAUGAUUUGCUGUCUGCUUGCUGAUUCCUGUUAAUGAGCCAUGCCAAUCCCGAAAGGUUUAAUGAUUCCCGCAGCCGCCCCUGAAACUUGCUUCGAAUAGGUGUUUGAGAGCCAGAACUUCGGCUUUUCUCGGCUCGAUCGUUCAAAAUGAGAUUUCUUAUGGUACCUGCAUAUGAAGGACUUCGGAUAACCUUUGACGUCAAAUAGGGCGUGUAACCAAUUCAUCUCCUCUCUCCCGCUGCCAUAACCACAGAGUGUUUGAAGGCUUUGGAAGAGGGUUCUGACACAACUUCGUUUGUGACUAACGGAGUGGUUGCUUUGGAAGUGGAGGAUGCGCCUAGCGUUGGUUGUCCUACGAUUAACCGAUGUUUUUAUCCUCCUUUCUGCCACCUCUGUAACUUGUGCGUCAAUACGGACAAAACGGCGGUCAUCCGUCGACCGUCACCAAAUGCUGAAUACAACGUCCCUUUACCCACGUCAAAGACACUGACCUGAAGACCGUGGACAACUUCACCUACUUAGGCAGUGCAGUGUCGCGCUGCUUCCGAAUCAGCAACAAAGUGAUGCACUGUAUCCCCGAAUCCAACCAAAUCUUCGGCCGACUGCAGAACUCCGUGUGAAGUCGCCACGGCCUUCACCUAAGCACGAGGCUGUAGAUGUACAAAGUUGUCAUUUUGACGAUGCUGUUGUAUGAAGCGGAAGCCUAGACAGUUCACGAAAAGCAAGCGCGGAAGCUCAAUCAUUUCCACCUUAGUUGUCUCCGAUAGAUAUUCAAGCUGCUACGGCAGUAUAGGAUUCUGUACAUGGAAGUUCUCGAACGAAAAGGAAUUCUCAGCAGCCGAAACAACUGUGACUACGUUGGGGUGGCCAUCUCGUGAGGAGGGAAAAUACAUGUUUACCAAAACGAUUCUUCUAUGGUGACAUCGCCAAGGGUGGCCGGCGGCAAGCAGGUCAAAUCCACCACUACAAUGAUACCAGGAAAAACUCCUUGAAGCGUCUAUCUAUCAACCCCAAAACUUAGGAGGAUGUCGCACAAAACCGGCCAGCCUGGAGAAUUUCAGUGGAAACUGGAGCGGUGAUCUACGAAGAAAACAGUAUCGCCACCGCCAAAGCCAAAAGGGAGGUUCGCGAGUCACAAGUGUCUCGACUCCUCAAUAGCAACAGCCAGUCACUUCCGACAUGUUUGUGAUGACACGCAUAUUCGGCCUCGUAGGACACCUUCGGAAGCAAUGCAUAAACAAGCCGGUAACGUCAAGCCUUCCUCCCACGAACACCCCUACUGUCGCCCCUGCCGCAAGCCUGGCGAUGACGGUCACCCCAUCACCGGUGAUCACGCUGUUGAUGCCCUGUCGCCAUCGAUCUCCGGCACUAUUCGCCCGGCUCCAACCUCUGCGUUGAUCACAGUGACCAGCUCCAACAACAUCACGAUCUCUCGCACUCCUCCCAUCGACCGGACGAAGCCCGGCGUCCUAUCACCUUCCACCAUCACCACCAACACCCCCACCUCCAGCGAUGUGGACUCAGCCCCAACCUGUCCUCAUUGCGACCGCGCAUUCACUUCACGCUUCGGCCUGAUCGGUCACUUGCGAAUCCAUCGCCCGGAGACUGGAGAACCAGUGUCUGGAGCACCAACAUGCACCAGAGGCACUCUCCUCAACUUCCUGCCUUUCCAUCGCACAUUAAGCCAUCUCAUUGGCCUGCUAGGUCACAUCUGCAUUCAUGAGAACCUGCGGUAA
Spirometra erinaceieuropaei is the source of this 12768-nucleotide messenger RNA. The record is from the annotation of a GenBank genome assembly. NCBI's taxonomy places the organism in Eukaryota, Metazoa, Platyhelminthes, Cestoda, Diphyllobothriidea, Diphyllobothriidae.